AUAAAGGAAGAAGAACCAAAGGAGCUGUUUCAUCAAAUGUAUCGGUCUGUAGCUCAUCAAAGGAGUAGAAUUCUGAAACAUAUCCAGGAGAGAGACAUUCAUGUUCUCGUAUUUUCAGCAGGGCUUGCAGAUAUCAUAGAGGCGGUCCUCAUUCAGGAACUUCACAAGUCUUCUAAGAAUGUCAAAGUUGUCUCAAAUAGAAUGGUAUUUGACAAUGACGGCUACCCCAUUUCUUUAAAAGGUGUUUUUGAAUCAUUGUCCAUCGUCGCACAUCCAAGAUCUUUUGGUUUUUCUGGCACCAAGGAUAAGCGUGCAGUGUCAAGUCAGAGGGAAAUAUUGGCUACUAUCAAGGGAUUAGCAGAUUCAUUAGAAAGAAAUGGGUUCAUCAGCUACUUUACUUAAACAGAUCUGUAAAAACAAAGAGCUGCAGUGAGGAAGGUGCAGGAGUAUUACAAGGAAAGUGGUGAUAUCGAUGGACAUUGAGGCAACUUCCUCGCUGUCUGACUACUGAAAGGGCUUUAUAAUUUAUAUUCUUUUCUCUAGGAAAAGGGUUUUUUGGAACAACAAAAGAGAAAUGUACUGACAUUUUUGUUAGUCAUCUUGAAGUCUUUAUUUAACAGGAAAGAGUGUUGGGCUGAACUCAACACCUCAGUACAAACAAGGUUUCUAUCAAUGUGGCUGAGAGUUGCGAUGUUAAUUAUCAAGUAUUGAACCAACACUAUCCUUAUACAUGGAAUUCUCAAUAACCACCAUGACUGGAAGUUAUAGACGUGUUCUUUGAAAUCCAAUGGAAUUUGAAUGGCAUG
Mercurialis annua (annual mercury) is the source of this 806-nucleotide messenger RNA. RefSeq lists its product as uncharacterized. NCBI's taxonomy places the organism in Eukaryota, Viridiplantae, Streptophyta, Magnoliopsida, Malpighiales, Euphorbiaceae. Gene Ontology annotation, cellular component: cytoplasm. The record is from RefSeq and is a predicted model, not a curated record. Gene Ontology annotation, molecular function: 5'-nucleotidase activity; magnesium ion binding. The coding region runs from base 37 to 402 and encodes 121 amino acids. The transcript has 9 exons.